UUAACCCCCUUUAAAGAAACAAUUUAUAUAUUUUGCAGGUGCUGUAACUCCUUCAGUUAACCUCAGACAAGCAACAUGUCCAUUUUAAAGGUCCACGCUCGUGAAAUCUUGGACUCACGUGGGAAUCCCACUGUUGAGGUCGACCUGUACACCAGCAAAGGUCUCUUCAGAGCCGCGGUUCCCAGCGGUGCUUCCACCGGAAUCUACGAAGCUUUGGAACUGCGGGACAAUGACAAGACACGCUUCCUGGGCAAAGGUGUCUCCCGAGCUGUUAAAUAUGUAAACGAAUUCCUGGCACCAGCAUUGUGUACUCAGAACAUAAGCGUCAUAGAGCAGGAGAAGAUUGACAAGCUGAUGCUGGAGAUGGAUGGGUCAGAGAACAAGUCCAAGUUUGGUGCUAAUGCCAUUCUGGGUGUCUCCUUGGCCGUCUGCAAAGCUGGUGCUGCAGAGAAGGGCGUCCCCCUGUACCGCCACAUUGCUGACUUGGCUGGGAACCAGGAAGUCAUUCUGCCAGUCCCUGCCUUCAACGUCAUCAACGGGGGCUCCCACGCUGGGAACAAGCUGGCCAUGCAGGAGUUCAUGAUCCUCCCUGUGGGGGCCGAGAACUUCAAGGAGGCCAUGCGCAUCGGUGCCGAGGUGUACCACAACCUGAAGAAUGUGAUCAAGGAGAAGUACGGGAAGGAUGCCACCAACGUGGGCGAUGAAGGUGGUUUUGCUCCCAACAUCUUGGAGAACAAGGAAGCUCUGGAGCUGCUCAAGCUGGCCAUCAGCAAGGCUGGGUACACUGACAAGAUAGUGAUUGGGAUGGAUGUGGCAGCUUCCGAAUUCUAUCGUGACGGCAAGUACGACCUGGACUUCAAGUCCCCCGAUGAUGCCAGCAGAUACAUCACUCCUGACCAGCUGGCUGAUAUCUACAAAGGCUUUGUCAAGAGCUACCCAGUGGUUUCCAUCGAAGACCCCUUUGACCAGGACGACUGGAACUCUUGGAAGAAGUUCACGGCCUGCGUGGGCAUCCAAGUGGUUGGGGACGAUCUGACGGUGACCAACCCCAAGCGCAUCGCCAAAGCCGUGGAAGAGAAGUCUUGCAAUUGCCUGCUGCUCAAAGUGAACCAGAUCGGUUCCGUCACGGAGGCUCUCCAGGCCUGCAAGCUUGCCCAAUCCAACGGCUGGGGCGUGAUGGUGAGUCAUCGCUCCGGAGAGACCGAAGACACCUUCAUUGCAGACCUGGUGGUUGGACUCUGCACUGGGCAGAUCAAGACUGGUGCGCCUUGCCGAUCUGAGCGUCUAGCCAAAUACAACCAGCUUCUGAGGAUUGAAGAGGAACUGGGGAGCAAGGCCCGUUUUGCCGGCAGGAACUUCAGGAACCCCCGUGUCAACUAAUGCUCUCAGAUGAGGCACCCCUCCCCCCUUCAGCGGUUGCAGUUGAAAGCACUAGUCACCUAAUUAGAGACGCCCCCCCCACCGCUAGACAAGAAGGGCAGCGGAUGGAUCGAGACCCAUUUGCAGGUCCCCUCGCUAGUUGACAACUUGGUGCCUGUCUUCCUCACCUCUCCCCCCCCCCCCACCGCUCCUUUCGAGUUCCACCCUGCGGCUUUUCAAAGCGCUUGGCUGCUUUGUGGUUUUGCGGACAGACCCAGCUCUCUCGCCCCCAUCGCGCCGCCCCUGCAGAGGGUUUCAUGAUGGUACCCAGGAGGAGGGAGAGAAUCCCAGGUGUUGCUGGACCACAGCUCUGUAAGGCUGCUACCCUCUUUCUCCCAUGCCUGAGGGGAGGGGGGCACUCUCCUUCUCCCCCCCCCUCCCCCGUUAGUGUGUGAGGCCCUGUCACUUGCAGUGCAGCCUGAGGUACCUGCAGACCGAAAACAUUAGUUCUCAUGUGAGGUAAAUAAAAAAAAAGAGAAA
Heteronotia binoei (common prickly gecko) is the source of this 1899-nucleotide messenger RNA. RefSeq names its product enolase 1 (gene ENO1). Gene Ontology annotation, biological process: glycolytic process. Gene Ontology annotation, cellular component: phosphopyruvate hydratase complex. Gene Ontology annotation, molecular function: magnesium ion binding; phosphopyruvate hydratase activity. The record is from RefSeq and is a predicted model, not a curated record. Bases 76 to 1380 code for a protein of 434 amino acids. The transcript has 12 exons. NCBI's taxonomy places the organism in Eukaryota, Metazoa, Chordata, Lepidosauria, Squamata, Gekkonidae.